Fusarium odoratissimum NRRL 54006 is the source of this 1029-nucleotide messenger RNA. RefSeq lists its product as uncharacterized. NCBI's taxonomy places the organism in Eukaryota, Fungi, Ascomycota, Sordariomycetes, Hypocreales, Nectriaceae. Bases 1 to 1029 code for a protein of 342 amino acids. The record is from RefSeq and is a predicted model, not a curated record. The transcript is spliced from 7 exons.
AUGGCGACGAAUCGAAUCACCAAUACAAAGGCAGUUCAGGUGGCUGUGACGGAUGUUGAGCAGGCGACUCAGAGGAUUACUAAAGGGGCCACUACGACUGUUACUGUCGAUGUUUAUACAACGGUUACAACGGAUGUGACCGACGCUUCCACCGUCGAUGUUCUGACUACCAUCACAACUACAGUUUCUACUUUUGUUACAGCACCAACUCCUACAGUGUAUGUUCCUAGUACGAAGGUCCACUGCAACGUCAGUGGAGGAUCCGGUCAAUCCAUCAAAGAUCCCAGCUUCAGCGUAUGCCGGGACUUUUGCUUGAGCGAUUCGGAAGCGGCCAGCUUCAGAUUCAACUCCAACGUGUGCGACUGUUAUAAUGGCACUGUGAGUGCUGUGGUUACACCAGAUGCUUCAGCUCCUUGGACAUGGUACGACAUGCUAUGUGGUUCCGCCAACAAGCCUGCUAAGCGAGCAUUGAAGGCGGUGCAAGUACCCGAUUAUCUACCCAGCAAAGCUCCCAGCGACAUCAGCAGUGCCUGUUCAUGCCUAAUCCCCAGUCCCUCUGCCCCCACGACCGUAACCAUCACUGCCAAAGCCUCCAGAACCAUCACAACUACACAGACUAGAACAAAUACUUUCUCCGUCAACAAGCUGAGGAGCACGUUUGUCACAGACCGAAAGACUAGUACUUCUACCAGCUCUAGUAAGACCACGAAAACAGGCUCUGAGACUGUGACUCAAACGAAUCGAAGAAGCGCGACGGUUACAAAACCCGUUACUGUCACGGUUACGAACUUCAACACUGUUAUAGUGACUAAUACUAAUGUUGUUGAGGCUACGAACUACAACACGCUAUUCUUUACGAAUGUUGAUACUGUGGCUGAGACGGAUUAUAAUACCGUUGUUGUCACGAAUGCGGAGUAUUUCACGGUUACUCAGUAUUACACCACGGUGCAGACUGAUGUGGCUACGAGCGUGAUUACACCGGAUGCAGUCACUGUGACCAGUGGAACAACCACUGUCUGGGGCUCUUGA